Tauraco erythrolophus (red-crested turaco) is the source of this 2466-nucleotide messenger RNA. NCBI's taxonomy places the organism in Eukaryota, Metazoa, Chordata, Aves, Musophagiformes, Musophagidae. The record is from RefSeq and is a predicted model, not a curated record.
AUGAUUUCUGCAUUGGAUGUACCUCUUGACUUGUCGCAACCGCCUACGAUAACUCAGCAGUCUCCAAAAGAUUACAUUGUUGACCCUCGAGAGAAUAUUGUAAUACAAUGUGAAGCAAAAGGAAAGCCACCUCCUAGCUUCUCCUGGACACGCAAUGGAACUCAUUUUGAUAUAGAUAAAGAUGCACAGGUAACAAUGAAACCAAAUUCAGGCACCCUUGUCAUAAAUAUUAUGAAUGGUGGGAAGGCAGAAGCAUAUGAAGGAGUGUACCAGUGUACAGCAAGGAAUGAACGAGGAGCGGCCAUUUCCAACAAUAUUGUUAUAAGGCCUUCUAGAUCCCCUUUGUGGACGAAAGAAAAACUAGAACCAAAUCAGGUUCGAGAAGGUGAUUCAUUAGUACUACACUGCAGACCUCCUGUUGGCUUACCACCACCUAUAAUAUUUUGGAUGGAUAAUGCUUUCCAAAGGCUGCCUCAAAGUGAAAGAGUUUCCCAGGGUCUAAAUGGAGACCUUUAUUUUUCUAAUGUACAACCAGAAGAUACCCGAGAGGACUAUAUCUGCUAUGCGAGAUUUAAUCAUACGCAAACUAUACAGCAGAAACAACCCAUUUCUGUAAAAGUCUUUUCAACGAAGCCAGUUACAGAGAGGCAGCCAGUUCUUCUAACACCAACAGGUAGCACAAGUACCAAAGUGGAACUCAGAGGAAAUGUGCUUUUGUUGGAGUGCAUUGCAGCAGGAUUACCCACACCGGUAAUCCGCUGGAUUAAAGAGGGUGGGGAACUGCCAGCCAACAGAACGUUUUUUGAAAACUUUAAGAAAACUCUCAAGAUUAUAGAUGUUUCUGAAGCUGACUCUGGGAACUACAAAUGUAUAGCAAGAAAUAUAUUAGGUUCUGCUCAUCAUGUCAUUUCAGUAACUGUGAAAGCUGCCCCAUACUGGAUAACAGCACCCAGAAACUUGGUCUUGUCUCCUGGAGAAGAUGGGACAUUGAUCUGCAGAGCUAACGGCAAUCCAAAGCCUAAUAUAAGCUGGUUGGCAAAUGGUGUUCCCAUAGCAAUUGCCCCAGAAGAUCCUAGCAGAAAGGUAGAUGGUGAUACCAUUAUUUUCUCACAUGUGCAAGAAAGGUCAAGUGCUGUCUAUCAGUGCAAUGCUUCUAAUGAAUACGGAUACUUGCUAGCAAACGCGUUUGUGAAUGUUUUGGCUGAACCACCAAGAAUUCUAACUCUUGCUAAUAAGCUGUAUCAAGUCAUCGCAGAUAGUCCCGCGUUGCUAGACUGUGCAUAUUUUGGUUCACCUAAGCCUGAAAUUGAAUGGUUUAAGGGAGUAAAAGGUAGCAUCUUGCGUGGAAAUGAAUACGUUUUCCAUGAUAACGGAACCUUGGAAAUUCCGGUGGCUCAAAAGGAUAGUGCUGGUACAUACACAUGUGUAGCAAGGAAUGAAUUAGGAAAGAUACAAAAUGAGGUGCAGUUGGAAGUUAAAGAUCCAACAAUGAUAAUUAAACAGCCAGAAUACAAAGUGAUUCAGAGAUAUGGCCAAGUUUCAUUUGAGUGUAUAAUAAAAUAUGAUUCUACCUUAUUGCCAACAGUUAUAUGGUUGAAGGAUAACGAUGAGCUGCCAGAUGAUGAAAGGUUUCUAGUCGGUAAAGACAACUUGACCAUUAUGAAUGUAACUGAUAAAGAUGAUGGAACAUACACUUGUAUAGUUAAUACUACUCUGGACAGUGUUUCAGCAAGUGCUGUGCUUACUGUUGUUGCUCGGCCAAAUCCACCCUUUGACUUGGAAUUGACAGGUCAGCUAGAAAGGAGCAUUGAACUCUCAUGGAUACCAGGAGAUGAAAAUAACAGCCCCAUUACAAGCUUUGUGAUUGAAUAUGAAGAUGGGCUGCAUGAACCAGGGGUAUGGCACUACCAGACGGAAGUUCCUGGAACUCAGACAACAGUACAGUUGAAGUUGUCUCCGUACGUCAACUACUCAUUCCGUGUGAUAGCUGUCAAUGAGAUUGGCAGAAGUCAGCCAAGUGAACCAUCUGAGCAGUACCUGACAAAAUCUGCAAACCCCGAUGAAAAUCCUUCUAAUGUGCAAGGAAUAGGCUCGGAACCGGAUAAUUUGGUAAUAACAUGGGAGUCCUUAAAAGGUUUUCAGUCUAAUGGACCAGGGCUUCAGUACAAAGUCAGCUGGCGUCAGAAAGAUGUUGAUGAUGAAUGGACAUCUGUCAUAGUUGCAAAUGUAUCUAAAUAUAUUGUGUCUGGCACACCAACUUUUGUUCCCUAUGAAAUAAAAGUACAAGCUUUAAAUGACCUGGGAUAUGCACCAGAGCCAACAGAGGUGAUUGGACAUUCAGGGGAAGACUUGCCAAUGGUGGCUCCAGGCAAUGUGCAGGUUCAUGUUAUUAACAGCACAUUAGCAAAGGUGAAUUGGGACCCAGUUCCAAUAAAAACUGUCCGAGGACACCUUCAAGGGUACAAA